UGAUAUUUGGUGCAGAUUCAAACUGUAGUUAAAUAAUAUACCAUCACACACAAUGAGAGUAAAUAGAUUCACUCUUAUGCGCAACCUUUUUUCCCCAUUCGUUCCUUACACACUCGCUGCUCUCUUUCAAAGCAACAUCAGCCAUCGUUUUGACAGCUCUAUAUUGCAAAACUCUAUCGUUGUUAAAAUUAAAAAAUGAAGUGAAAAAGCAUUUAGAAUUUCUUAAACAAACCCAAUAUGGCUACCCAAAAGCCUGGAGAAUGGGCGUCUGGUCUCCUGGCAAGAUUCGAAGAUCAGUUGCCAAACAAAAUUGGAGCCUAUGGCACACAAGCGCGCAUGAGCCAGGACCAGUUGGUGGCAUGCCUUAUACACAUCUCGCGCUAUCGCUUCUCACUGGUUAUCUCCGGCUUGACCAAGAUGCUGCAACGCGUCAACGAGGCUGCGCUGCAAAACCGUUAUGAGCCGGAACGCUGCUACUUUGAAUCUCUGGUCAUCAUAUUAACCACGCUAGAGCGUUGUCUUACCAAUCAAACGAAAGAUACGGCACGCUUUGAGGAGGCCAUGAAUGUGAAGCUGUUGCUGCGCGAAAUUUCACAGUUUGUGGACGUACAAAGCGACAACAAUCCCAAUGCAGCUCAAUUAAAGGCACUUGCGUCCAAGGUGCUGUUUGCACUGUCGCAGAACCAUUUCUCGGCCGUAUUUAAUCGAAUCUCGGCACGCAUACAAGAGCUGACAUCGUGCUCCGAGGAAAAUCCCGACUACAACGAUAUUGAAUUGAUUCAGCACAUUGACAUGGACAUGAUCAAACUGACCAAGCUGUUGCAGGAAACAAUAACCAAGUUUCGCUCGAAGCGUGCACCGCCGCUCAUUUUGCUCUACUCGCUGGAGAAAGCCAUUUGGAACUGGAUUGAGUAUCACCCGCAGGAAUUUCAGGACCUGCAGCGUGGCACAAAUCGCGACAUAUCAACCUGCUGGGAGCCACUUCUGGAUUUUGUAGAAUACUUUAAAUCGGAAAACAAGAAGAGCAAAACUUUAGUUUGGCCACUGCAAAUGCUGUUGCUCAUAUUGAAUCCUUCCAGCCUGGAGGCCACUGUUAAUGAACUGCAGCAGUCGGAGAAAGAGAAAGAAAAGGAAAAGGUGCCCUCAAAGUCCACUCAAUCCACUUCGCGCGACAAAGAUUUCUCGGCUAGGCAAUUCAUUGAGAGCAUCAAGCGUGGUUUGGGACCGCAUUCGCCAUCGAAGCAGGUGACCGAAUCUUCGGCCAUAGCAUGCGUAAAACUCUGCAAAGCAUCCACAUACAUCAAUAUCAAUGACUCCAACAAUGUGGUAUUUAAAUUGGUACAAUAUUUCAUCAACGAUCUCAAGGCAUUGCUCUUCAACCCGCUAAAACCCUUCUCUCGCGGCCAAGGCUACAAUUAUGCCGACAUUGAGCUAAUGAUUGACUGCUGGGUAUCAUGUUUUCGUAUCAGUCCACACAACAUCGAGGCUCUGAAGGUGUGCUUGAAUCUGUCCUCACCACAGGCCUAUCAUUUUGUUAUUGUAUGCUCUCUCUUGCGUCUCGCUCACAUUUACGUGGAUUUUCGCUUGCAGAACAAGAAUCCCUUUCGCAUAGUCAACCAGCCUCGUCUGCCCUGGUGGCCACAGACCGAUGUCGUGCACUAUCGUUCCGCUGAGUUGCGAGCUCUCUUCACAGAUACCUUAAAUAAAGCCACGCAAGGCUACAUAGCACACACUCCGCUGCGCUACAUAACUUCCUUAACACUCAAGUCCAAAGACACGCAAAAGGGUCUGACACGUUCCGAGGAGGGACCAGCACACAAGAUGCUCUUGUUACUACUCGUGCGGCUCAUACACGCUGAUCCUACGCUGCUUUUAAAUACGCAGGGAAAAGUAGCGCAUGAGGUGCAAAGCUCAACGCUAGAGCUUAUAAAUGGCCUGGUGAGCCUGGUGCAUCAAACAACAUUGCCGGAUGUGGCACAGGAGGCUAUGGAAGCUUUGCUAGCACUGCAUGCGCCUGAGAAAAUUGAAGUCUGGAAUCCCGAGGCACCCAUUAACACAUUCUGGGAUGUCAGCUCGCAGGUGCUGUUCUCCAUCUCCCAGAAACUCAUACAACAUCAGAUAGCCAACUAUACGGAUGUGCUUAAGUGGCUGCGUGAAAUACUCAUCUGCCGCAACACAUUUCUGCAGCGGCACAAAGACUAUGCCCACGUGGGCAGCCAGAUUGCCAUAUGCAAGCAAGCGCACAUCAAAAUGGAGGUGGUCUUCUUUAUGUAUUUGUGGAGCGUGGACUUAGAUGCGGUCCUAACAUCGCUAUCUUGUUUUGGUUUGCUUUGCGAGGAGGCAGAGAUCUGCUGCAGCUCCGAUGAGUUGACCGUGGGCUUCAUCAUGCCCAAUUAUCACAUCUACCAGGAACUGGCGCAGCUCUCUUCAUCUGCCACGGACACGCGCAUUUGCUUCUUUGAGAACAGCCAUGGCAGUGUGCCGAGCCGCUUGAUGCUGCAGAAGCGCAUUAUGACGUUGCUGCGCAAGAUCGAGCACUGUGUGCACGGUGUCCAGCCCGCGUGGGAGGAAACCUUUCGCAACUGGGAGGUGCUUAGUAAGGUUCUGCAGACUUAUCCUAAAUUAAAGACCGAGGACGCACAAGCGGAAAUAUUCCAUCGUGGCAUGGGCAAGCGUCGUGCCAGCCACCAGAGCUCCGAACAUGAUCUGGAGGAGCAAAUCAACGAGUGGGCCAACAUGACCUGGUUCCUCCUAGCUUUGGGCGGUGUUUGCCUGCAGAAAGGCAAUAGCAGUCGUCAGAUUUUAGUGCAACAAUCGCAGAACAACGCAUCGGUGGCAUCACUGGCGCAGGCGUCACUGUAUUCCAGUUCGACAAGCUCCGGCCAUGGCUCGGCUCAUCCCAGCACUGUCUCUUUGUCCGCCAUACCGCCGGCGCCGCCACAGGAUGUCAGCUAUUGUGCGGUAACGCAAUUUAUUGGACAACUGCUGCGUCUGCUAGUGUGCAGCAAUGAGAAGAUUGGUCUAAACAUACAAAAGAAUGUUAAGGAGCUAGUGGGUGAAGAAAUGUCCACACAGCUGUAUCCCAUACUCUUUGAUCAGAUCAGAGCCAUAGUGGAAAAGUUCUUUGAUCAACAGGGCCAGGUCAAUGUGAAUGUUACAGAUAUAAACACACAGUUCAUUGAGCAUACAAUUUUCAUCAUGAAAUCGAUAUUGGAUCCCAAAGCGAGCAAGGAUCCGAAUAAUGAACAGCCGUCGCCAUCGGAACAUUUGGGUGUCACUAGCAUUGAGGGCAUGAUGUUGGGAAUUGUGCGCUAUGUGCGUCACCUGGAUAUGAAUGUCUAUGCCAUACGCAUCAAAACGAAGCUAUGCCAACUAGUGGAAGUCAUGAUGAAGCGGCGCGAUGAUUUAGCCUUUCGCCAAGAGAUGAAGUUCCGCAAUAAGCUUGUUGAAUAUCUAACGGAUUGGGUAAUGGGCACAUCGCAUCAAAUAGCUCCACCCAGCUCGGUGGAUGCUUCUCUGUUGACUAGUACUUCACUGAUUUUUCGUGAUCUUGAUCAGGCUUGCAUGGAGGCGGUGGCUGCCCUGCUGCGUGGCCUGCCACUGCAGCCUGAGGAGUCAGAUCGUGGAGAUCUUAUGGAUGCAAAGAGCGCAUUGUUCUUGAAAUAUUUUACGCUGUUUAUGAAUCUUCUAAAUGACUGCAUUGACAGCUCCGAGGCAGAAAAAGAACCUAACAAUACUCCACUGCUGCCGCCACGUCCACGUAUGGCAGCCGGUAAACUGACCGCUCUAAGGAAUGCCACCAUACAAGCAAUGUCUAAUCUACUGGGCGCCAACAUUGACUCUGGAUUAAUGCACUCCAUUGACCUAGGCUAUAAUCCGGAUUUGCAAACACGCGCUGCUUUCAUGGAGGUGCUGACCCAGAUUCUACAACAAGGCACAGAAUUUGACACACUGGCCGAGACGGUGCUAGCAGACCGAUUCGAACAACUCGUCCAGCUAGUGACUAUGAUCAGUGACAAGGGCGAGCUGCCUAUCGCCAUGGCACUGGCCAAUGUGGUGACCACCGCGCAAAUGGAUGAGCUCGCACGUGUGCUGGUCACCUUAUUCGAUGCCAAGCAUUUGCUCUCGCCGCUGCUGUGGAACAUGUUCUAUCGCGAGGUCGAGGUCUCGGACUGCAUGCAGACGCUUUUCCGUGGCAAUUCGUUGGGCAGCAAAAUUAUGGCAUUUUGCUUUAAGAUUUAUGGCGCUAGUUAUCUGCAAAUGCUAUUGGAGCCGCUCAUUCGGCCAUUGCUGGAUGAUGAGCAGGAGACCUGCUUUGAGGUGGAUCCAGCGCGUCUAGAGCCUGCUGAUGAUAUCGAAGAGAACCGCAAUAAUUUGAUUGCUCUGACACAAAAAGUAUUCGAUGCUAUAAUCAACUCUUCAGAUCGGUUUCCGCCGCAGCUACGCUCCAUGUGUCACUGUCUAUACCAAGUGCUGAGCAAACGAUUUCCAAAUCUGCUGCAAAACAAUAUUGGCGCCGUGGGAACCGUAAUUUUCCUGCGCUUUAUCAAUCCAGCAAUAGUCUCACCGCAGGAGCUGGGCAUUGUGGGCAAACAGGUGCCCAGUUCGGCGAAGCGCGGUCUUAUGCUUAUGUCCAAAAUACUACAGAACAUUGCCAACCAUGUGGAAUUCUCCAAAGAGCAGCACAUGCUCUGUUUCAACGAUUUUUUGCGCGAUCAUUUCGAGGCCGGAAGACGCUUCUUUAUACAAAUCGCCUCGGAUUGUGAGACCGUCGACCAAACGUCACACAGCAUGAGUUUCAUUUCAGAUGCCAAUGUGCUGGCGCUGCAUCGUUUGUUGUGGACGCACCAGGAGAAGAUAGGCGACUAUUUGUCCAGCAGUCGUGAUCACAAGGCCGUUGGCAGACGGCCCUUUGAUAAGAUGGCCACGCUAUUGGCCUAUUUGGGUCCACCAGAGCAUAAGCCAGUCGACUCCCACAUGAUGUUUAGCUCAUAUGCACGCUGGAGCUCUAUUGAUAUGUCGUCUACAAAUUUCGAAGAAAUUAUGGUUAAGCAUCAAAUGCACGAAAAGGAGGAGUUUAAAACGCUCAAGUCCAUGAAUAUAUUUUAUCAAGCGGGCACCAGCAAGUCGGGCUAUCCUGUGUUUUACUACAUAGCCAGACGGUACAAAAUUGGUGAAACCAAUGGAGAUCUCCUGAUUUAUCAUGUCAUACUCACGCUAAAGCCCUUCUGUCACUCGCCCUUUGAGGUGGUUAUUGACUUUACGCACACCUGUUCCGAUAAUCGUUUCCGCACCGAGUUCUUGCAAAAGUGGUUCUAUGUGCUGCCCACGGUGGCUUAUGAUAAUGUGCAUGCGGUAUACAUUUAUAACUGCAAUUCGUGGGUGCGCGAGUAUACAAAGUUCCAUGAUCGCAUCCUGGCACCGCUUAAGGGCAACCGCAAAUUAUUAUUCCUUGAGUCGCCCAACAAGCUGAGCGAUUUUAUUGAUGCCGAACAGCAGAAGCUGCCUGGCGCAACGCUUUCGUUAGACGAGGAUCUGAAAGUGUUUAGCAAUGCCCUAAAGCUUAGUCAUAAGGACACGAAAGUGGCCAUCAAAGUGGGUCCCACGGCGCUGCAGAUUACAUCCGCCGAGAAAACGAAGGUCCUGGCGCAUUCAGUGCUGCUCAAUGAUGUUUAUUACGCCUCUGAAAUUGAGGAGGUUUGUCUGGUCGAUGACAACCAAUUUACCCUGUCCAUAACCAAUGAAAGCGGCCAGUUGAGCUUCAUUCACAACGACUGCGACAAUAUUGUCCAGGCCAUUAUACACAUACGCAAUCGCUGGGAGCUUAGCCAGCCGGAUUCGGUCACAGUGCAUCAGAAGAUACGACCCAAGGAUGUGCCCGGCACGCUUCUCAACAUGGCUCUACUAAAUCUGGGCUCCUGUGAUCCCAAUCUGCGCACAGCUGCUUACAAUUUGCUAUGCGCGCUGACCGCCACCUUUGAUCUGAAGAUUGAAGGCCAGUUGCUAGAGACGCAAGGUCUCUGCAUACCCUCGAAUAACACUAUUUUCAUAAAGUCCGUCAGUGAGAAGUUGGCCACCAAUGAGCCACAUCUGACGCUGGAAUUUCUCGAGGAGUCCAUACAGGGCUUCCAGCGUAGCACCAUUGAGUUAAAGCAUUUGUGCUUGGAGUACAUGACACCCUGGUUGAAGAAUCUGACCAAGUUUUGCAAGUCCAAUGACGACGCCAAGAAGUUAAAAGUCUCGCAAAUUCUAGACAAGCUCAUCUGCCUGACAAUUGAUCAAAAGGAAAUGUAUCCCUCGGUGCAGGCCAAAAUCUGGGGCUCCAUUGGCCAAAUACCUGAGCUCAUUGAUAUGGUGUUGGAUAACUUUUUGCACAAGUCGAUUAGCUAUGGCCUGGGCUCGCCGCAGGUGGAGAUUAUGGCCGAUACUGCUGUGGCCUUAGCGUCAGCUAAUGUCCAAUUGGUGUCGAAGAAGGUUAUCACGCGCAUGUGCCGCGUUAUGGACAAGUCGUGCACGAAUCCUACACAAUUUCUUGAACAGCACAUGAUGUGGGAUGACAUUGCCAUACUAGGGCGGUAUCUGCUUAUGUUAUCCUUUAAUAAUUGCCUGGAUGUAGCCACCUCGGUUCCGUAUCUCUUCCAUACCAUCACGUUUCUGGUCUGCUCUGGCUCGCUGUCCAUGCGCGCUUCCACCCAUGGACUGGUCAUAAAUAUUAUACACUCUUUGUGCACCUGCACAAAUCUUUCGUUUGGGGAGGAAGCUCAGCGUGUGCUGCGUUUGUCACUUGAUGAAUUCUCGCUGCCCAAAUUCUAUCUGCUGUUCGGAAUUAGCAAGGUUAAAUCGGCGGCUGUCACAGCCUUCCGCUCUAGUUGUCGCCACCCUACGGACAAGUGGCUAGGCAAUGAACGCGUCACUCAACCGCUGCCUGCGGAUCGUGAGCGCCUGUCGCUGCCCUCGCUGGAGGUCAUCACAGAUGCUCUUCUGGAAAUCAUGGAGGCCUGUAUGCGGGACGUGCCCGACUGCGAGUGGCUGCUUACCUGGACCUCUUUGGCGCGUAGCUUUGCCUUUUGCUACAAUCCAGCACUGCAACCACGUGCUCUUAUUGUCUAUGGCUGCAUUAGCAAGAGCGUAACGGAUCACGAGGUUAAGCAACUGCUACGCAUACUUGUCAAGGCGCUUGAGUCUUUCAACGAUUUAAUACUGAUUGAGGCUUUGGUCAUGUGCCUCACACGCAUUCAGCCUCUGCUACGUCCAGAGUCGCCUAUACAUCGUGCACUCUUUUGGGUGGCCAUCUCUGUCCUGCAGCUGGACGAGAUUACGCUUUAUGGCGCUGGUCUGGCGCUGCUCGAACAGAAUCUGCAUACGCUCAAGUCGCAGGGCUGCUUCGACAAGAAGGAAACCAUAGCCGAAGUCAUGAUGAAAACGCGCGAGAAGCUCGAGUGGCACUUCAAACAACUGGAUCAUGCUGUGGGCUUGUCUUUUCGCAGCAAUUUCCACUUUGCUCUGGUCGGACAUUUAAUUAAGGGCUUUCGUCAUCCCACGCCAACCACAGUGUCACGUACAUCCCGUGUGCUGACCAUGCUUCUGGGUAUUAUAGCCAAGCCACUGCAUCGCGACAAAUUCGAGGUGACGCCGGACAGCGUGGCCUAUUUAACAGCUCUUGUGGCUGUCUCCGAGGAGGUGCGUUCCCGUUGUCAUGUGAAACAUGCGCUGCCACGCUGGCCGGCUGAUCUAAGCGGCAGCAGCAUGGAAAAUGGCGAACUACCUAAUGGUGUGCAGACUAUCGGCCAACCGUUGUCGCGACGUCAAAAAAGCUGGGAUAUACUGGAUCAGUCAGCUCUGCAGUUUGCGCGUCAUCAUAAAGUACCUACCCUACAAAAUGCGCGAGUUUUAUUCAAAACUCAACGCUCAUUUUCGGUACCAACCACCAAGGAUCCGAAUAAUGCGAGCGGCAUCGAAGAACGUCAGGAACGCGGCUCUCGUUCUUCUGUCUCAAAUGAAUCGAAUGUUUUACUCGAUCCGGAGGUGCUGCCCGAUCUAUCCAUACAAGCGCUGGUGUUAACCGUUUUGGCAACUCUCGUAAAGUACUCCUCGGAUGAGAACGAAACGCGCGUGCUCUAUCAGUAUUUGGCUGAGGGUUCCGUCGUUUUUCCAAAAGUAUUCCCCGUUAUUCAUUCGCUUUUGGAUCAGAAAAUUAAUAAUAUACUAUCCGUAUCACACGAUCAAGUUGUAUUGAAUUCCGUGCAAAGCAUCAUACAGAACAUGUUGGCCAGCGAGGAUCCCUCCCAGCAGCAACUACAUUUCCUGCAAAGCUGCGGAUUUGGCGGACUCUGGCGUUUCGCUGGGCCCUUUACCAAGUACAACAUGAUGGGAGAAUCUUCAGAGUUGUUUGUUAACUGCUUGGAAGCCAUGGUGGAGACUUGUUUGCCUGGCGAUGAAUCAGGACCCGUCCCACCUUCACCGCGUCCGUACAACCUCAGCUCCAGCCUGAGCAGCCUAACGCUUGGCUCACCCACAGAUAAAGCAUUCUCAUCGGAAUCAUUAGACUUUUAUGAUAACUGCUCCGGCAGCGUCACCUCGCUGCGCCGCGCCUCACACAGCAAAUCUCGCGCCAAACAUCGAUUGAACGAAAGUCCAUCACAUUAAACUGCAACUAAUUUGAAAAACAAAUAUAUAAAAGAAAUUAUACAAGCUUAGCAAAUUAUAUAUACACACACAUAAACAAAUGCAUUGCCGUCAAAAAACAAAACACAUCAUGUUUAUACAAGACAUUGUGGGCUAUACAAUCUAUUGUGCAAGUAUCUAAUCAAGUUAACUAAGCGCUACUUACUAAAUUAAAUCGUACCUUACAAUUGAAAAAGUCAAACAAUUGUGCUAAAUAGGGGACAGUACAAUUAAUCAGUAUGCAAAUUGUUGUCAAAACCUCCCCCCCCCCUACCAAAAAAAAAAAAAAAAAAAAAAAAAAAAUAAAUGCACCUUAUUGUAUUAGCAAAUUGUAUGUUUGAAUAUUUGAAAAUUGUAUUUUCGAUAUUUAUCAGUACCUUGACGCAUUUAUAAAACGUUUUUCGAUUACAUAUGCGACUUAAAAUUAUCUAGCUCUUUUGUAUCGUAGUGUAGUUGGCUUAAAUGUUUGUUACAUAUUUUUUCGUACAUAUUAAUAAUAUAAGCAGAAAUCGGCCGAUGUUACUAACAACUAUUUGACAUAUUUACCAAUCGGUUAAACUAACAAAAUCGCCAGUUUAGUGACUUGGCCCAUAUUUUAUUAUAUACAUACAAACUUUUAACCAAUCGAAUUACGAAUCAUGUUAAAAUACAUAUACAUAUAUUUAUAUAUAAAUAUU
This is a messenger RNA of Drosophila novamexicana, 9341 nucleotides long. It is a transcript of the gene Nf1, whose product is annotated as neurofibromin. Bases 238 to 8646 code for a protein of 2802 amino acids. NCBI's taxonomy places the organism in Eukaryota, Metazoa, Arthropoda, Insecta, Diptera, Drosophilidae. The transcript has 18 exons. Gene Ontology annotation, biological process: regulation of GTPase activity. The record is from RefSeq and is a predicted model, not a curated record.